GUCGGGUCUCGCCAAACUUUCCUGGCCUUUCUGGUAUUCCUGGUUGUUCGCAGCCCCACCAGCGACCGCUUGGCGAUUCGUACCCUUCACUACUUCGUCGAAGGAGCGGCGGCGACUGAACCACCACAGUGUCGACAAGCCGAAACGGCUUCGGCAUAUUCGAUAUAUAAUAUAUAAUACCCCGAAAUAUAUCUUAUUCUGGCAGACGUCCUUUGGACCCCUCAGUCACCAAGCCAGACCCUCGCUCCCCCGCAGUUUGACCCCGCGUCGCAGCCCGCAUCACCAACUUGCAGGUCGCAUCUCCGCCCAGGAAAAUCGUGAAAGGAUGCCCCGCGACGGAGGAUUUCAUCCUUUCAAGGGAAGAGUGAGCCGUCACUUUGGAGAUAGUCUCUCCCCCGACGAUGCAUACUUGAGUUAUUACGACACUCGAUUGACGAAAGAAGAUGUUGAUACACUCAAAGAUGACUGGUUAACAGACAACACAAUCUCCUUCUGGGAAGAAUAUCUUGAGCGCGAGCAACUAUCUCAAUACCCAACGUCUCACAUCGUUCUUCUCCGACCCUCGAUGGCAUUCAUGCUUAUGCAGACUCCGAACCCGCACACUCUCAGAGAGGCCCUCCCGGACUUCACACGCACAACACACAUCUUUCUCCCAAUAAACGAUGCCCGCAACGUCUCGGUGGCCGAAGGUGGUUCUCACUGGUCCUUACUUCUGGUCUCCAUAAUUGAUGGCGUGGCAUUUCACUACGAUUCGAUGUCGCCCUCAAACUACAACGAAGCCGCCAAUGCUACCCAUAAACUGAGCAUAUUAAUUGGAAAGCCCCUCCGUUUUAUGAACCUAGACGACAGCCCGCAACAAGAAAACGGAAGUGAUUGCGGGGUUUAUGUUUGCAUCCAGAUGAGACAUUUGCUGCUUAAGAGGCUGCUGAGCGCGAAUGCCAAGGAGAAGAUCAGCAUGAGUAUGGGUGGGAAGAUGGUUGAUGCUAAUGGAGGAAGGAAGGAGAUGCUGAGGAUUAUUGAGACUUUCAGAAAGGAGGGCGAGAGGCGGAGAUCAAACGAUGAAUAUAGAAGCUCUAGUGCCUCUAAAUCCAAAGGAAAGAAGUCUGUGUCAAGGUCACCACCUCGAAUCGACUCUUGAAUGGGAAAACGUCCCAGCAUACGACCGUGGCGAGGAGUUCAGGCGCAUCAUAAUGGAAACUACGCAUAGCAUGAAAAUCAGUUUAUUGUUAUCCCCCUUGACAUGCCUUCUCUCUCGAUGUAUUGAGGGAGUGGCCGCACAAGGAUACCCAAGAGAGCCAAAGCCGCAUUGGAGGAGGGCAGUAGGAUAUGUAACUCGCUCAAAAAUACCAUUGGUUUGAAUGUAGGAAAUAUGGGCGGGAGAGACAGGCACGCAUUGCGUAUCUACUAGCACACGAACCGUUAUCAUACAAUGAUUUUAUUUUUCAUUAUAGUAUUCAUCGACUAUAUAUCGUUGAAAGUUUCGUAU
Molecule: messenger RNA, 1486 nt
Organism: Pseudogymnoascus verrucosus
Lineage: Eukaryota; Fungi; Ascomycota; Leotiomycetes; Thelebolales; Thelebolaceae
Exons: 7
Coding region: 326-1138 (270 amino acids)
Biological process (GO): proteolysis
Molecular function (GO): deNEDDylase activity; cysteine-type peptidase activity
Source: RefSeq, a predicted model, not a curated record